This is a messenger RNA of Danaus chrysippus (African queen), 1386 nucleotides long. The record is from the annotation of a GenBank genome assembly. NCBI's taxonomy places the organism in Eukaryota, Metazoa, Arthropoda, Insecta, Lepidoptera, Nymphalidae.
AUGCAAGUACAUCUCGACAAUUUAUCUGAUUUCGAGGAAUUCGAGCACGAUACCAGUGUAGAUUCAAAAGUCGAUAUGAUGUCCUCAAAAAUCAUGGAAACUCGAUACUACGAGGGAUGUGGACGCGAGGGUCCCAUCCGGUGCAUCUUCUUGGGCGAGUUCCAUCCUGUUGCGGGACCUAAGAUAUCGUGCCAGUUUCCCGAAGACUAUGUCUCUAAGGAGCUGUUUGAUUCGAUAAGUGCUUACAUCAUUCCAAAACCGCAGAUACAGAAAUGCACUAUGACUAUCAAUGCACUCGGUCACAAAAUCAUUGGCUAUCCAAUACGAAUAGAAAACUCGAGGUAUGAACGAAAUAUGUACUUGUUCAAUCUCUGCUUUGUCUGCGAUAGUUGGUCGAAAACAGUUCAAUAUGAACCAGUUGUGAAGAAACUCGGAGAGCAUUUGACAAUCAUGGAGGAAGAGACCCGUUUUGUUUCAAGCGGUUCAAGUAAACUGCCGACCCUGCUCGCACACCUACUGCAUGAUCUGAAUACUUAUAGGAAAGCAACGCUCGUUGAGGGUGAUACCGUAAUGCAUCUCAAAGUCCUAGAAGUUAGAAAGGACCCAACUCCGGUCCAUGAUUUCGAUGUUCCUGUAUUAGUGGCGUCGGUAGGGCUCCCGCGGCCGGGCAGGCCUCCGCGCGUGCCCCCCGGGCCGCAAGAGGAGUCCGAACAGAACCAGGAACAUAUCGAAGUUGAAGAAGAACCUUUUGAAGUGCAUUUAGAUGCAGACUGGGAUCUCACAACGAGACAGCUUCUUCCUCAUAUAAAUGGUUACAACCACAUCUCAAAGAUAGCCUCGGACACCAACGUUGAAAAGACACUCGUCAAGUCCUGUAUACAAAACUUGGUUUAUUAUGGAGUGGUAACUUUGAUACCUGUUCUCAAGUUCAGUAACAUGUACCGAGCCACACCAAACCUCAGCCGGUUAAUGAAUGAUCAGGAUAUGCAGCACUCAUGUCUUAAAUACAUCAAUAAUGACUGUGAUUUGAAGGAUAAGCCGUCAUUGUCUGACGUGGUGGGUGUUCUGUGUUCAUUGCAGCAGGGUACAACGUUGCGUGCCGUCUGUGAUCGUCAUUUCACAUCCCCCGGAGUACCUUUCGAUGUUAGACGACUGAUAGUAUUCGCACAAAUACACGGCCUCGUCAAAUGUCUUAAGAGAUAUCCAGUUUAUAUACGGAACCCAACACGCCAGAAUGGUUACAGAGUCGACUCUAUAAUAGGCAUACGAAGAUUGUUCACUGGGAGGCAUAAUGUGGACGAAAUAUGCUGUCUAGCGCGCAUUGAUCUACCUACCCUCGAUCAAAUAAUAGAAGACGACCCCAACGUAAUAAUUAUAUGGAGAUAA